AUGAUCGCUAGUUCCAGCUUAUGUCUAUCCUUUGCAUCAAGUUAUUACCAAAGACGGGUUGAUGAGGUAACACGUACCCUGUUGACAGACCAAGGGAGGCACAGAGGAAGGAAAAGGCGAAUUGAGUGGAAGACAAAAAUCUUUCUGCUGAGAAGAAGUAACCCUGACUUCUUUCCUUCCCCAGCGGAAUGUAGAUUUCUCACCAGAAACGGAUUUGGGGAAGCUGUUUUUCAGGACUCAGGAACAAUACGCCUCUUGAGGACAUGGACUCUGGGAACAUUGGAAGCCCACAUUUAUGCGCUGUUUCCCAGAGUCCCGCUGUCCCUUGUGGGCUUUACGUAUGCCCGUUGCGACAAGGGCAGAAGAGUCACACAAAUUGAUCCGCAAUCCCUCCUUGAUCUCGAGCGCAAAGUUGGAAAGGCCAAAAUUAUUAUUGUCCCAAACAGGGACAUCCCAAUGAACGAGAUGGAACAACAAGAACCAGCUUUAAUGCCAGAACCACAGGGCAGCCAGGAUUUAUUGCAAGAGCCAUCGAAUGAACACACUUUACUGCAAGAACCACCAAGCAACCAGCAAGAGCCACCGAGCGACCAGGCGUCACUGAGCGACCAGGCGCCACCGAGCGACCAGGCGCCACCGAGCGACCAGGCCUUGCAGCAAACGCAAGAAGCGGGAUGGGUGAUGGCGGGGACUCCCACAGUGCAGUUCCCAUAAAAGUCCCAAUUAGUGUACGCGGAUACUCCCUAUAGUAGCUCCAUAGAGUGUUUGUGUACAUACUCUGACAUUUAUCAAACAUUUUGCGGAAUAACUGCGUAGCUAAGAAGAUAUUUUACUAAAUUUCCGCGGAGUUUCUGCGUAGCUCGGCAGAAAUAUUACUAAAUUCCCGUCGAGUUUCUGCGUAGGCUUCGCGGAAAUUUUGCGAAAUAAAGUGAAAGACUUU
This is a messenger RNA of Haliotis rufescens (red abalone), 940 nucleotides long. RefSeq lists its product as uncharacterized. NCBI's taxonomy places the organism in Eukaryota, Metazoa, Mollusca, Gastropoda, Lepetellida, Haliotidae. The coding region runs from base 1 to 714 and encodes 237 amino acids. The record is from RefSeq and is a predicted model, not a curated record. The transcript has 5 exons.